Plasmodium malariae is the source of this 837-nucleotide messenger RNA. RefSeq names its product fam-l protein. The transcript has 2 exons. The record is from RefSeq and is a predicted model, not a curated record. Lineage: Eukaryota; Apicomplexa; Aconoidasida; Haemosporida; Plasmodiidae. Bases 1 to 837 code for a protein of 278 amino acids.
AUGGAACAAAAACUAAAAUCAGUACUACUUAUUAAAAUUACUACGUUAAUUCCUUUAUAUUGGAUAUAUCAUUUCAGGAGUGAUAUGGGUAUCUUUAAUAAAUAUCUGGAUGAGGACUAUAAGCAUGGUAAUGAGUUAUAUUCGAGAAAUUAUAGACUACUAGCAAAAUAUAAACAGGAAGAAGAUUUAAAUGUUAUAGGUAUAAAAGAAUAUAUAUCGAAAAAUGGAAAGAAUGAAAAAAAAAAAAUGUUUUAUAACGAAAAGGAGGCAACAUGUGAAAAAAAUCAAUUAAAUUAUAAUUUUUCAAAAAAUGAGGGGCAUUAUAAACAAGCUAUUAAAAAUAAAUCUAAUAUAUUUGAAACAAAGAAAUAUUCCUAUAUAGAAAAAAAGAUAUUCAAAGAACUUGAUUUUGAAGAUUUUCUUAAAAAAAAUAGGACAAUUAGUAAUAAGACUUACAAAAAACUAAUACGUAAAAAAUGCGGAUUGCGACUUGCUCUUCCUUUAAUAUUUUUUUUGUCGUUAUCUGUAUUACCCAUAUUAGAUUAUUCAAUGAGUGAUGGACAAAAUAGAUGGUUAAUGGAUCUUUUAGGAUUGAAGGAAUUAACCAGUUUGAAGUCUAUUAUUAGUGUGUUGUAUCCCUAUUUAAAAUGGGCAAAGGGUGCUGCAGAUACUGUUAGUGAAAGUAAUCAUGGUACUUUUGUAUUAAUGAAAUUAUUUGACUUUCUAUUAUAUAUUGUGCCUUUUUUUAUGUUAGGAGUCAUAUUCAUAUUAAUUGUUGUUUACUACCAUAAGAAAAUUAAAAAAUAUGAAAAAAUUAAGUACAGAAACGGUAAAUAA